Salvelinus fontinalis (brook trout) is the source of this 2794-nucleotide messenger RNA. It is a transcript of the gene haus7, whose product is annotated as HAUS augmin-like complex, subunit 7. The record is from RefSeq and is a predicted model, not a curated record. Gene Ontology annotation, cellular component: HAUS complex. The coding region runs from base 1419 to 2483 and encodes 354 amino acids. Gene Ontology annotation, molecular function: microtubule minus-end binding. Gene Ontology annotation, biological process: centrosome cycle; spindle assembly. The transcript has 9 exons. NCBI's taxonomy places the organism in Eukaryota, Metazoa, Chordata, Actinopteri, Salmoniformes, Salmonidae.
GGUAGCAACACAACAUGGUAGCAACACAACAUGGUAGCAGCACAAAACAUGGAACAAACAUUAUUGGGCACAAACAACAGCACAAAGGACAAGAAGGUAGAGACACCAAUACAUCACGCAAAGCAGCCACAACUGUCAGUAAGAGUGUCCAUGAUGGAGUCUUUAAAUGAAGAGAUGAAACUGUCCAGUUUGAGUGUUUGUUGCAGCUCGUUCCAGUCGCUAGCUGCAGUGAACUGAAAAGAGGAGCGACCCAGGGAUGUGUGUGCUUUGGGGACCUUUAACAGAAUGUGACUGGCAUAAUGGGUGUUGUAUGCGGAGGAUGAGGGCUGCAGUAGAUAUCUCAGAUAUCCCUAAGAGGGUUUUAUAAAUAAGCAUCAACCAGUGGGUCUUGUGACGGGUAUACAGAGAUGACCAGUUUACAGAGGAGUAUAGAGUGCAGUGAUGUGUCCUAUAAGGAGCAUUGAUGGCAAAUCUGAUGGCCGAAUAGUAAAGAACAUCUAGCCGCUCGAGAGCAUCCUUACCUGCCGAUCUAAAAACCAUGUCUCCGGGAUCACACGUCUGUCUACUUAGCUAGCUAUUUAACGCUAGUCAACAGAGUUGAGUUUACUAACGACCUAGAUUAAUAUCAAUCUUUGAUUAAAUUCAAACUCACCCUUUUGUCCACACGAUUUAUCCUUUACGACAAAUGUGGUCCUUGUCUCCUGUUUAUAAUGCUUCAGAUGGUCUUCAAAAGCCUGUAGUCCAGUAAAUUAUUGAAGACCAGAAGUGGUUAUCUACAAUCAUUGUAGUGAUUGAGAAUUCCUGAGGCAACUCUAGCUAUGUCGGCCAUGAGAAGGUUAAUGUCCAUUAUAAACUGGGUUCGAGCCCUGAAUGCUGAUUGGCUGACAGUCGUGGUAUAUCAGACCGGAAACCACGGGUAUGACAAAACGUGUAUUUUUACUGCUCUAAUUAUGUUGGUAACCAGUUUAUAAUAGCAAUAAGGCAUAUCGGGGGUUUGUGGUAUAUGGCCAAUAUACCACGGCUAAGGGCUGUGUCCAGGCACUCCGCAAUGCAUCGUGGUUAAGAACAGCCCUGAGCCGUGGUAUACUGGCCAUUUUGCUUAAUUCUAGUAUUCCAAUUCCUAAUUCUGUGGAUAAGGUCAGCAUGCAGUACCGUCUCUUUAACAGCAGGCGGCAGCACUAUCCCUCUGCUGAGAUAACUGCUUGUCACUAGUUACCACUGCCACAAAGUCAAAUUUGACGGUAUCGUAAAAAUGUAUUUGCUUUUUGGUCUUAAUUUAAGGUUACGGUUAGGCAUACGGUUAGCAGUGUGGUUAAAGUUAGGUUUAAGGGUAGGGUUAGGUUAGGUUAAAAAUCAGAUUUUAAGAAGAUCAAUUGUAGAAAUAGGCGGGGUUUUGCCAAAAUAAAGACUUUGUUUCUAUGGUAACUACUGACGACCGCGAUAACCCAAUACGUCACUUCCGCUCUGACUCUCCCAGCAGGAAGAUGGCGGGUACUUCGAAAGAACACCGACUGUCCCAACAUGUUUACGCUACUCUACAGACCCUGUCAUGUUCCCUGGUGGAAGGUCUAUAUCUGCGUGAGGCUGACAGUAUGCAGGAACUACUGUGUACUCCAUCUCAACACCGCACCGACAUACUGGCAUGGAUCUGUAGCAGCAUCUGUCCAUCUCUCAGUAAGAAACUGUCAUCACUCAGAUCUAAAGACCCAAACUCCCUCAGCCAAGGGCUGGCAGUGUUUGGCCAGGAGAUGAUGCUGUGUAGAACAGACGACCUGGACCUGAUCACGGGCCGGGCCUGCCCCCUGCGCCAGCUGUGUUUCCUGGAGCAGCUGCUGACUUUAGUGCCUGGCUCCGUGGGGCCUAGUGGGGACAGCAGGGCCGAAGGAGAGGGCCUACUGAAGGAACUCUUCUGUCCUGAAGCUCUGCCUCACCUGACACACGCUCUCACCCCUACUCUCACCCCCUGGCCCUCUGACAUCAGGGGUGCCAGGAAGGGUCAGAGGUCACUACCCAGCAGGCCGAGGGGCGAGGAGGUUGCUGGUGUCACAGCCCUGCUGGAGUCCACUCACACCGCUCUGAAACAGCUGCACGACCAGUGUGUGUUCCUGCGUGGUGAGGAGGCCAGUCCGAGCCGGUUCUCUGUGUGCGCGUUACGUGUAGCUGUGUCUGAUCUGACGCAGAUGAUGAGUGUGUUCAGCCGUGUGUACGACACGGACUUCAGAUCCUACUGCUGCAGAGACCCUCCCAGCCUCAGAUCACACACACACAUCUUCAGCACUGUCCACAGGCUGCUCACCGCCUGCAACACGGAGCUAGAGGUCCUGCGGCAGGUAUCAGAGGUGUCUGUCUGUCUGUCUGGCACGGUGAAUGAGGUUCACUCAGACCCUUGCUACUGGAGCCACGGACACAAACACACCCUCUCCACCCAGUUGGAGGACCUUACCAAGAGAUACACAGAGUUCCUUUCUCUUCACCACGGCUAGCAGGCUACCGCUAACCGAACCCUGAACUCCAGACUGAAGCUAGCAGGCUACCGCUAACCGAACCCUGAACUCCAGACUGAAGCUAGCAGGCUACCGCUAACCGAACCCUGAACUCUACAGACAACUAUUAGCUUGCUACUGCUAACUCUCCAUGAUCAUCACAUGCUAGCAUCAAUGUUAACUUUCCUGCCUUUCAAUGCUAAGAUUGUUCUGGUAUCAGUGCUAACUGUGUAACUGUUACUAGAGCAGAUCAUUAUCUAGCUUUCCAUGUUCCCAUCUUAGUAAUUAAAAAUUUUCAAUACCAUUUCAAA